CAGAUUUCAAAGUGCGUGGGUGAGCGUGUGUGUGUGUGAGUGAGUGCGUGUGAGUGAGUUGCGUGUGUGUGUGUGUGAGUGAGUGACGGUGCCUGAGUGAGUGACGGUGCCUGAGAGUUUGUUGCGCGCCUGGAAUCGUCCGCAGCUCGGGCGCUGUCACCGCUUCGCACCGCGGCCACUGCUCCGUGUUCGCUUCAUGCAAGUUCCCGUCGCGGCUCCACACCCGUCCGCCAGCGAUGACUGAGAGCCCCGCCGCCAAGCCGGCCGCCGGGGAAGGGUGUCAGCGGGCGAAGAACGGACUGAAGCCGGAGAGGAACGGCUUUGUGAGGAGCCUCCGCCGCUGCCACGAGCGCCAGCAGAAGCGCCACUGCCACCCCGAGGAGGAGGAGGUGAGGCCCGGGAUGGGACGGGGAGGACAGGCUGCUGGAGCCGGGGAAGCAUCCACGGUCCGCACAUCCUCCCAUGAUGGCAGCCUGUACAAUCAGCCCUUUAUUGAGACGUUUGAGGAGACGCCCAUGCUGGUGGCGGUGUUCACCUACAUGGGCUACGGCAUCCUGACCAUCUUCGGUUACCUCCGCGACUUCCUCCGUCACUGGAAGAUCGAGAAGUGCAACGUCGCCAGCGAGAGGGAGGAGCAAAAGGACUUCGUGCCCCUCUACCAGGAUUUUGAGAACUUCUACACCAGGAACCUCUACAUGCGGAUCAGAGACAACUGUAACAGGCCCAUAUGCAGUGCCCCUGGGGCCAAAAUGGACCUGAUGGAAAGAACGUCCAGAGACUACAACUGGACGUUUGAGUACACAGGUCGGUCAUUCCCGGAUGUGAUUAACUUGGGCUCAUAUAAUUACCUGGGCUUUGCUGAGAACACAGGUCCGUGUGUUGACUCUGCGGCAGAAGUCACCAUGAAGUACGGCGUCGGAGUUGCAAGCACCAGGCAGGAGAUUGGCAACCUGGACUGUCACGAGGAGAUGGAGAAGUUGAUGGCGGAGUUCCUUGGGGUGGAGUCAGCUAUGGUGUUUGGGAUGGGGUUCGCGACCAACUCCAUGAACAUACCAGCGCUGGUUGGCAAGGGCUGUCUGAUCCUGAGUGAUGAACUGAACCAUGCGUCACUGGUCCUGGGAGCCAGACUCUCUGGGUCCACCAUCAGAGUCUUCAAACACAACAAUAUGCAGAAGCUUGAGAAACUGCUGAGAGAAGCCAUAGUUCACGGGCAGCCCAGGACUCACAGACCAUGGAAGAAGAUCCUCAUAGUGGUGGAGGGCAUUUUCAGCAUGGAAGGCAGUAUAGUCCGCCUGCCGGAGGUGAUCGCCCUCAAGAAGCGCUACAAUGCUUACCUUUACGUCGACGAAGCACACAGCAUCGGGGCCCUGGGGCUGAGAGGGAGAGGUGUGGUCGACUACUUUGGCCUAGAUCCCUGUGACGUGGAUGUCAUGAUGGGCACAUUUACCAAGAGCUUUGGUGCUGCAGGGGGAUACAUUGCAGGGAAACGGGAUCUUAUUGAGUACCUGCGCUCCCAUUCCCACAGUGCAGUCUACGCCGCCUCCAUGUCUCCCCCUGUGGCGGAGCAAAUCAUCACUUCUAUGAAGUGCAUUAUGGGAGAGGAUGGCACAACAGUCGGCUGUGAACGUGUUCGGCAGCUGGCAGAAAACACGGUCUAUUUCCGCGAGAGGCUUCAGAAAAUGGGCUUCAUCAUCUACGGCAACGUCGACUCUCCCGUCAUACCCAUGAUGCUCUACAUGCCUGCCAAGAUAGGAGCGUUUGGGAGGGAGAUGCUGAAGAGGAACAUCGGGGUGGUGGUCGUGGGCUUCCCAGCCACGCCCAUCAUUGAGUCCCGGGCACGCUUCUGCAUCUCAGCCGCCCACACAAGAGAGAUACUGGACAGGGCUCUGGGUGUCAUCAACGAGGUAGGAGACCUGCUCCAGCUCAAGUACUCCCGGCACAAAAUACAGCCUUCGUUGGAGCGGCCUUUUGACGACAACAUGUACCAGGACAUUGAUGACUGACUCCCCUCCUGAAAUGGCCUGGGCCUCUGCAGCCCCAGAAAAUACAGAACGGGUCGAGACAGAUCCCAAGUCUUCCACAAGGAGCGAGAUGUGCACAGGUGCCCCUUGUCACUAGCUUGCCAUAACGUACCCCUCCCCACCCCAACAAGAGGGAAAACAUUUAGAACUAAUUCUACUUUGCCUUACCUAAACAUGCGAACCCUGUGGAAAACUCACUGAAAAACUGCACCUCUGCUUUUGUUUGUGAACUUUUUAUUUCUCUUUUAUAAGUGUGCAUCUAAGAAUUUUUUUCAGGGGGGUGGUAUAUGUGUGUUUGUGUGUGUGUGUGUUUGCAGUGCCUGUAUCAUUCGUCACGUUAAACCUUAAGGCCAUGUAUGUGAAGUGGACAGAUGUGAGCUUUCCAGAUGUGGAUAUUGUUCCUAUUGUUCCUAAAUUAAAAUUACAUACAAGUCCCUGCUCCUUCAGCGCCACUGACAAAGUUAGAGUCUGUUUGUUGGAACAUAAAAUGACACAUCACUUUCCAUCCAUGUCUGGAAUUCCUGACAAUUUAUGUUGUAUACAAAAACAAUUGCCAAAUAUUAGGUGCUGAACAGAAGAUGACUUCAAAUUAAUAGUUUUUGGAAUACAAACCUUUCAGGAAAAAGACAUAUCUACUUUCUUCCCAAAAGUUCAAAAAUCAAUACUCUCAAGCUUUUACAGUUGAAAUGAAGCUUGAGCCUUUCAAUUGUAAUUUUUACCUUUUUUGUUUUUCUAACAAACACACAAAACUUCUAACAUGUCAAAAUGUGCAGUAGAUUGAACCAAAAUCAGCUGCACAUGGUGUCAUCCAUUACAAACCCUCGUCAAAUAGGUCUGAUUCCAUUCUAAAUGGAAAAAGCUAAACACUGACAAAUCCACAGUCACUGUUCCAAACAUUAAGUGUCUUUUGUCACCUUCAAGUUAGAAAUAUUGAUCAUUGUGUUGCAUCGUCACUGACAGUUUAACUAAGAAUAAUAAUAAUCACAUUUUGUGGGUUCAUUAAACAGAAUUACAGUUUAUAUUUAUCCAAAUUUAUAUCAUUUAGUUACAGUAAGGUUUUUAUUUUGCUCUCAGUGGUUACACUUUAAAAAUUAGUUUUUUUUUAUUGACCAAGAAAAAUACCAGUUUUCAUAAAGGAUCAACUAACAGAGUAAAACUGUUAUUCAGACCCGUAGUCAACUGCUGCCCUU
Hippoglossus stenolepis (Pacific halibut) is the source of this 3211-nucleotide messenger RNA. RefSeq names its product serine palmitoyltransferase 2. Gene Ontology annotation, cellular component: serine palmitoyltransferase complex. The coding region runs from base 237 to 2003 and encodes 588 amino acids. Gene Ontology annotation, biological process: ceramide biosynthetic process; sphingosine biosynthetic process. The record is from RefSeq and is a predicted model, not a curated record. Gene Ontology annotation, molecular function: serine C-palmitoyltransferase activity; pyridoxal phosphate binding. The transcript is spliced from 12 exons. NCBI's taxonomy places the organism in Eukaryota, Metazoa, Chordata, Actinopteri, Pleuronectiformes, Pleuronectidae.